Haliotis rufescens (red abalone) is the source of this 1811-nucleotide messenger RNA. RefSeq lists its product as uncharacterized. The coding region runs from base 554 to 1621 and encodes 355 amino acids. Lineage: Eukaryota; Metazoa; Mollusca; Gastropoda; Lepetellida; Haliotidae. The record is from RefSeq and is a predicted model, not a curated record. The transcript is spliced from 2 exons.
AACAUGACCGGGAGCCGGGUCCGGAGUAUCGCCUCGACCCUGGUAUGUUGACAUGAGGUGUUACGAAGAUCCGGCAGUCGUACAUUACCACACUGGGUGUUGAGUGGGUGUGUUAUAACGCUGCCUACACUACCUGCGAUAUGUUGCUUACAGGUGUGAAUCCUUCAGGUGGGUUCGUGCAACUCAAGGAGCGUGUUCUACAAUGGAGGGAACUGGCUGAUCGACGACAUUGUUAGAUAAUCUGCCACUUGAAGCACAGGAAACCAAUAUUCAAGAACACGACAAUAGCUGUUGGUUCCAGUGAGUGUUGACUCGAUGUUAUCUGACACAUAUUGGAGAGUGUUUAUUGCCAGGUGGACGUGAAUAAACAGAUAAACGCGCCGGCUGGUGAAAAUUAAAAUUAUUUUCACACAGGAAGGCUGGUAUUGAGGAUGUUUCCUCCUGUAGUCCAUGAUGGUCAGUGUUGUAGAUGGUGUUUAACAUCACGAAGGAUGGGUCAUAUUCUUUCUGAUGUCAUUUGACGUUGUCGUCAUCCUCGUGCUCUCGAACAGUGAUGACGUCUUCGCAGCAGUCGUGGGUGGUGCAUGUCAAGGAUGUACGUCCACGUCGUCGGACCAAGGUUAACACACCUGUCAUUAAUACUUACUCGGCACAGAUCCACAGAUGUGCAGAACUCUACACCAAGCUAAUUACAGACCACCCCGCGCACAGCUACCCGCUCUCAUCGUUCCCCAGCUCCAGGUCACGUGACCAUUACCUUCACUAUGUUGACCUCAAGCCGUCGGGGUCAAGGUCAGCCCCGCCAUGGUGUCGACGUUUUAGGGAAUCUCCCAGAGGGGAUGGGGUUAGUACUAGAGGGGGUGGCGUUAAUACUAGAGAGGAUGGGGUUAAUACCAGGCGGACGAGCGUUCAUACCAGAGGAGAAAUCAUUCAUACUAGGGGAGAUGGGGUUAAUACCAGAACGGACAUGACAAAUGCGAGAGGGGGGAGCGUCAAUACCAGAGAAGGGGUUAAUACCAGAGGGGAGAGCGUUUGUUCCAAAGGUGAGAGAGUUACUACCGGAGGAGAGAGGGGUUGUGCCCCAGGGAACAGAUCGAACGUCAGUGCUGGCCGGGUUAGCGACGCUACGGGGACGUUAAACAGACUGACCACACAGAGCAACAAUUGCAGAGUCGGGCCUAUAUGGCUAACGGAACAUCUCAGGUCACGUGAGUGUGGAGCACCUGUUACUGUGACGCUUCCCCACGUUCAAGAGAACACCAGAACAUUACCACCCGGUGUUCACGCGAGGGUGCUACCCAGAAACCCCUCAGUCAGAGAGAAGAUCAGAGGCCGGGCGCGGCUCGAUUACGAGAUGGCUAAUAUAAAAGCCGAAGCAUUCUGUGAACAACAGAGAGGGAAAUAUUUCAGGACAGCUUCAGCUAAUCUCCGGAAUCGUGACGUCAGAUUUCAGGAAGAGGAGCUGCGCGAGCAGAUGCGCAGAGAGCAGGGGGAUGGAGAAGAUGACGUCAUCAGUAUUGUGACGUCUCCACUUGACAGGGAGGAACUGUAUUCCCGGAUUCAGGACUGGAUUGACGAUGUUCAGGGGGCCUUAAAGCAUUCCCCCUCAACUAUUAAAUAAUCCCUAUUGCUAGGUAUACCUAACAUAUAUAUAUGUUCACGAUAUACAAUAUUUGAUGAAACUCGGUGUUUCGAUGGAUCCCCUGGCCGCGUCAUACCAAAAGACUGUAAAGAUAAAUAAUACCGUCUGGCGCUCGGCAUUAAAAGAUACUACAGUAAAGUACAGUUAUAACGAACUCAAAGGGACUACU